This is a messenger RNA of Phanerochaete carnosa HHB-10118-sp, 1540 nucleotides long. RefSeq lists its product as uncharacterized. The record is from RefSeq and is a predicted model, not a curated record. Gene Ontology annotation, biological process: proteolysis. Lineage: Eukaryota; Fungi; Basidiomycota; Agaricomycetes; Polyporales; Phanerochaetaceae. Gene Ontology annotation, molecular function: metallocarboxypeptidase activity; zinc ion binding. The coding region runs from base 58 to 1401 and encodes 447 amino acids. The transcript has 12 exons.
ACGCUCUCACUGCCAUAGUAGUCCGAACGGCCAGAGGAGAACAAAAGAGAACGGGUUAUGUCGCUCCCUCGCUUAGCCGUUCUUUAUACUGCCAUCGCAGUCGUUCAGCUCCUGUCGUCUGCCGCUUAUGUCCCCGCGUCCCAGAUGGUCCUGGACCAGACAUCAGCAGCAUCGGCCAUCUUGCGGCGCAUAACAACAGACCCGGAGCGUGGCUGGGACGCACAUUCGGUAGUUGAGGAUCUGGUUCAGUCAUUAAAUGCCGACGUGUGGCAUGUCGGCCAGCAUCAUGUCGAUGUUUACCUCCCACAAGGUUCUGCCAACGCCUCUUCGCCAUCUCUAGACGACUUGCCGCAUGUUGACACCCAUCUGCCGAAUGCACUCCUGAAAGCACCCCGCACACGACCACAAUCCCACUGGAACCUCAGUUCUCUAGCGAAUACCACCUUCCACGCGGAAUACCACGCCCUUGAGGAUAUCUAUAUCUUUACCAGGGAGCUUCUAGACCUUUAUCCAGACAAUGUGAAAGUCGUGCCCAUUGGUCACUCUGUUGAGAAUAGAGAGAUGUUUGCGCUUGAGAUAUUCAAGGACGAGCGAACGAAAGCGAAGAAGACCGGCUUCGUCAUUACGGGUGCCCAGCAUGCCCGGGAGUGGAUUGCGACGUCGACCGCGAUGUUCAUUGCGCAUGCCCUGCUUGCUGAUCCGUCCGAGUCGUAUUCUAUGGCCCCUCUUUUAAGCUCAUACACCUUUUACCUCGUGCUGGUGCCCAAUCCUGACGGGUAUGUAUACACGUGGGAGACGGACCGACUGUGGUACAAGAACCGUCAGACCCUCGGUCCAAACGAAAAAUGCGUAGGCCUGGACAUGAAUAGGAAUUGGGGUCACAAGUGGAAACGGAGAGCAGACUUCCCCGCCACCCAGGCCGCGAAAAAAGCCCCGGCCAAUCCUUGUGCUCCUUGGUACCCGGGCCAUCGUCCGUUCGAGUCACCCGAGGUGAACAACAUCGCGAACUUCAUCACGACCCUGCCGAACCUACGCGCAUAUAUCGAUCUAAGGAGCUACGGCCAGAUGAUCUCUACGCCUUGGUCGUUCACAUGCAAGAAGACGACCAAGGAUGCUGAGGACCAGCUCGAGGCCGCGUUGGGCGCAGCAGCAGCGAUCCGAAUUGCUCAUGGGACGACCUUCACGGCUGGUGGUCUCUGCAAGUCGACCUACAAGGCACCGGGCAACGUAGUAGACUACAUGUACGGCAAAGCUGGCGUCAAGUACUCGUACGCAGUGCAUCUGCGUGACACUGGCACUUACGGUUUCCUUCUCCCGCCUCAAUGGAUUCGACCAGUCGGCGAAGAGACGGCCAACAUGAUCAAGGCCCUCGCUGCGUUUAUUGUGAAUAAGAAAUUCUGAUUUGUUGUGACGCUACUUUUUAUGUGGUCUGCUGCGCCCACACAUGUUGUAAUUCUAGUCUGUAUACUCUUUCUGUAGCCUCCACAGUCCUAUCUUAGUCUUCAGCAGCUGUGCUGCCGCGUAUGGAAUACUUAUCAUG